UCGGGCAUGAGAUUCUCUACCUUAAAAACACACACACACUCAACGACACAUACACUCUUACACUCGUAGGAAUCUCCCAGAAUCCACUUUUUACCGUUGAGUUCAUUUGCCGCCAAAACUAACAAGCAUCUUCAACCGUCUGAUCAUAAUAAAAAAACUCUCUUAAAUUCUGUGGGGGGCCCUUUCACUUUGUGGGACCCUUCACCGAAUACGAUUCCACCCCAAUUACAAUGGGCUAGGGAAGAGAAGAGAGGAGAAGAGAGUGAACGGUCUUCGUUCCAUCCUCAUUUCUCACUUCUCUCAUCCCCACCAACACAAUUACACAAAAGCUCAAAGGUCCCAACUCACCCCUCAAGUCUUCUUUGACAGCUUUGAGUCCAUCGAAAGCAAUUCUGAUUCUAAGAAGGGGUAGUUUUUGUAUUUUUUUGUGAAUCUUGCUUUCAAAACUUGCUCUUUCUUGGAAAUUCCUUAUCUGGGUCUUCGUCAAAACUUCACUUCCUGUCAGUUUAGUCACCAAAAAGAAAAAAAAAGGAAAAAAAAAAGUUUUCAUCUUGUUUUGCCUGUUGGAGUUGUUGCUGUUUUUCCAUCUUGGUUUUUGCUUGUGGACUUUGUGUGGUUUUUUUUUGAGAAUUGGGAAGUUGGAGUUAAUGGGUACAGGUAUGAAUUUGAUUACCACUAUUAUUGGGUUUGGGAUGAGUGCAACAUUUAUUGUAUUUGUCUGCACAAGAAUAAUCUGUGGGAGGCUCCGCAGGGUCGAAUCGAGACCCAUGUUCGAGAUUGAAUCAAGGAUUGAUCUUGAACAGCCAGAGCCUCGGGCUGGUGGCCUUGAACAAGGUUUGGUUGCUGCAAUUCCUACAAUGAAGUUCAACCGUGAGGCUUUCAGUUCUAUGGAAGAUCCACAGUGCUCGAUAUGUUUGGCGGAGUACCAAGAGAAAGAAGUAUUACGAAUAAUGCCAAAAUGCGGCCACACUUUUCAUCUCUCUUGCAUUGAUGUGUGGCUAAGAAGGCAGUCCACGUGUCCUGUCUGUCGUCUACCUUUACAAGACUCUAUUAGACCGAAACCUAUGAGGCCACUUAUGUUUGAUAUAACUCAGCCUUUUGAUAAUUCUGAGGUCUCUAUGGACCAUUUUGAGCAAUGGCUGCUACCAGGCCCUCAUCGUUCAGGAGGGAAUGUAAGUAAUCAAGCACAUGUUGUGUCUGUUCCUGUGAAUCCUCCAGAACCAACAGUUUCUGGAGAAGAAGAAAGAAGACAAUGAAAUCAACUAAAAUUUAUUCUGCUCCAAAGCAUUACAUGUCUCUUCUUCUACCAAGCCAUGUUUUUAUGUAUAUUCAAUGAGUGAACAACUUUUGGGUUUUGAGGCAUUGAAAUUAACAGUGGGCAGGAUAUAUCUUAUUGGAGAUUUUGUAUUUCUGAAUGUACAGACUCAAUUGUUUGGACCUGUUGUAACAAAAUCCUCAAAAUUCUAGGAGUAUCAUAAUGAAGUUUAGUUGAUGUUUGGCAUUCU
Molecule: messenger RNA, 1505 nt
Organism: Quercus lobata
Lineage: Eukaryota; Viridiplantae; Streptophyta; Magnoliopsida; Fagales; Fagaceae
Product: putative RING-H2 finger protein ATL69
Exons: 3
Coding region: 648-1256 (202 amino acids)
Source: RefSeq, a predicted model, not a curated record